AUUCAGCCGUUUUCGUACUUAUGCCUAGCACUGACGUGGCUGCCUGUUGAACAAGGUUUCUGCAUUGGCAUACUGGCAAUCAGUGUCGUUUUUGUUUCACAUUUCUGAGGUUUGGAAAUCUAUAAAUUACAAUAUGGUGCUGUUGGCAGCGGCGGUAAUGACCAAAAAUGGUCGAGCCAUCAUAUCUCGGCAAUUUGUAGAAAUGACUCGAUCAAGAAUUGAAGGUCUUCUUGCGGCAUUUCCUAAAUUAAUGAAUACAGGCAAACAACACACAUUUGUCGAAACAGAAUCAGUGAGAUAUGUCUAUCAACCUCUGGAGAAAAUGUAUAUGUUGCUGAUCACUACAAAGAAUAGUAAUAUUUUAGAAGAUCUGGAAACACUAAGAUUGUUCUCAAGAUUGAUUCCAGAGUAUUGUCGAAUCCUGGAUGAAAAUGAUGUUCAAGAACAUGCUUUUGAAUUGAUCUUUGCAUUUGAUGAAGUUGUAGCUCUAGGAUAUCGUGAAAGUGUCAAUCUUGCACAGAUUCGAACAUUUACUGAGAUGGAUUCUCAUGAAGAGAAAGUGUUCAGGGCAGUCCGUAAGACUCAAGAAGAUGAAGCUAAGGCUGCCAUGAGAAGAAAAGCGAAAGAACUUCAGCAACAAAGGAGAGAUCAAGUACGAGGUGGACCAAGAGGAUAUGGCAGUGGUGGGGGAGGAUACAGCAGUGGCAAAUCUGACAUGUCAAGCACUCAAAUCAUAUCACCAGAUCCUCCUAAACCUAAACCAGCACCAACAAGGAGUACUGGUCGUGCAAUGAAACUUGGUGCCAAAUCUAAAGAUAUUGAUUCGUUUGUCGAUAAACUUAGAUCAGAGGGAGAGGUUAUCACAACUAAUUCAAAGAAGAAAGCAGCUGAUGUUGCAAAAACAUCAGUUCCUGCUGCCCUCAUUGAAAGUGUGCAUGUCAGAGUUGAAGAAAGACUGAACGUAUCGGCAGAUCGUGAUGGUGGAUUGCAACAAAUGCAAUUACAGGGUCUAUGUACUCUUCAUAUUACUGAUGAAAAAUACGGUUUCAUCUUGCUCAAUAUUGAAAAUAAUGAUGAUACUGGAUGCCAGUUACAGACUCAUCCAAAUGUAGACAAAAAGGCAUUCCAGUCUAACGGGGUGAUAGGUUUGAAGAAUUCAAGUAAAUCAUUCCCAAUGAAGCAAGAUGUCGGUGUACUGAAAUGGAGACUUCAGACAACAGAUGAAAGUUUGAUGCCAUUAGCAAUUAAUUGUUGGCCAAAUGAAUCUGGCGAUGGCGGGUGUGAUGUCAAUAUUGAAUAUGAAUUACAAUCAGAAGAUCUAGAACUUGCAGAUGUUUCUGUGUCAAUACCUGUGCCUUCUGGUGUCGGGGCACCUAAUGUGGCUGAAGCUGAUGGAGAAUAUAAACACGACUCAAGGAAAAAUGUUUUGGAAUGGACACUGCCAGUAAUCGAUAAAUCUAAUAAGUCUGGAUCUAUGGAAUUCAGUAUUCCGGGUUGUGCUGAUGAUUUCUUUCCAAUAUCUGUUUCAUUCCAUUCAGCGAAAACAACUUACACUGAUAUUAAGGUAACCGGUGUGGAACACGUUCAAGGUGGUGCAUCUGUCAAAUUUUCUAUGGAAACCGCACUCUUAGUUGACAAGUAUGAGAUAGUAUGAUGUUGAUUUGAAACAUAUCAGGCAAAACUUUUGUCUCUCCCAUGGUGUCGCAUUCGAAACAUCAUUAAGAACUUGAAGAAUCAUUGAUUUCCUGUACAGAUAUAACUCUAUAUUUCUAUUGCUUCAAGUCACCGAUUUGAAGUAAAUUAUCUCCGGUAGUUGUGGCAGUUACAAUUUCAUCGGGGUGGAUUUUUUUUUCAAAUAUCGUACAAUUUUUUUAUUUUACUGUAGUUGCACCAGCAAUAUGUUGAUGCGAUCAACUAUUAUCUUAGAAAUGGUCGGUAAACAACCUUUGAACAUUAGGAUCAUUCAAUUUUCCUAUAAUCCAUACAAGUAAAAAUGUUACUAUGAGCUUUACCGUUACACAUGGUCAGGAGGAGUUUUUUAAUAAGAUAGUCACUUCGAUGCAUUUCCUUCAUUAAACGUUGUAUUGAGGAACUUAAAAUUAGCCCUCACGUCUCUACGAAUCUGAUCAAUCAGGAAAGCAAUGAAAAACCGACAAUACAAACAUACAUUAUAUCACGAGAAGCAAGGGCGGUAAAUUGUCGUUAGGGAUAUAAAACCGUUCCUCUGAAAAUGUUCAAAAAUAUUUAGUCCAAAGGGUAUCUGUUUUUGUAUGUUGUGUUGCUCACUUAACUGCUGCAAUAUAAUCUAUAGAUAUAACAAAAUCUGUAAAGUUUUGUUUUCUGCGGAGGAGUAGUGAUUUAGGUAUUUCUGCAUGAUCAUUUUAUCCUAUGUUUACAUCAGUGGUUCUCGAACUUUUUCUGCUUGCAUCGCACUAAGCAAAUAAAAAUAAUUUUGCGGCACACUUG
Molecule: messenger RNA, 2466 nt
Organism: Styela clava
Lineage: Eukaryota; Metazoa; Chordata; Ascidiacea; Stolidobranchia; Styelidae
Product: coatomer subunit delta-like
Biological process (GO): endoplasmic reticulum to Golgi vesicle-mediated transport; retrograde vesicle-mediated transport, Golgi to endoplasmic reticulum; Golgi localization
Cellular component (GO): COPI vesicle coat
Source: RefSeq, a predicted model, not a curated record